Molecule: messenger RNA, 1019 nt
Organism: Ixodes scapularis (black-legged tick)
Lineage: Eukaryota; Metazoa; Arthropoda; Arachnida; Ixodida; Ixodidae
Exons: 3
Coding region: 135-725 (196 amino acids)
Source: RefSeq, a predicted model, not a curated record
AUAGUGCUCUAGACCCGACCGGCCCGCGUAGAGAUCAUCCGGCCCGCGAAAGGCAGAAAUCAUCACAGUUUGAAAUCAUUUCCCAGCCCGAUCGUCAAUGCACGAACAGCCAGCUGAGUGGCUGAGUCAGCGCGAUGGACAAACCGCAGAAAGCGUCAACAAACGCAAACUUCUCGAAAACAACUAGUUUACAAGGUCGAUGUCGAGGUUCCUACCUAAUAAGAAAGUGUUCGAGAAAGGAAUCGCAAGAUAAUAGGCAAGGAGGGCGGUCUGUACCCACAGAGCCCUCGGAGGAUGACGUUCGAAGCCGACUCGGUGCCUAUGAAUUGGAGACGUUGCAUAGAAAGGUAGCUGCUGCGGUAAAUGUGCCAAAGGAACACAAGGUGUACAAGGGUCUUACUCCUCUGGAAUUCGACAAGACCGAACUCCUGAAAGAAGAGCAAAAAUGGGUCGGUUUCAAGAGGCGGCAGCUGCCAAAAAACGUUAAGAAAGAAGUGAAAAAGGACAAAGCGGACCCUGAUCUUUCAAGUUUGGACAAGUUGUCCCUGACGCUGUCAUCCUCCAGGCACGAGAGCACGACCUCGGAGGAAUGUUUGGCCCCUAAAAGAGAGCUUCCGGAGCAGACCUUCACGCUGGAGAAUGCUCCAACCUGUCGCGCCUUCUGCGUGUCUGAAGGUCUUCGAGAACCACGAGUUAAAGGCAGCAAGUUUCCACAAAGGAAGUAGACUUUAUUUUCUAACAGAUCAUAGAAUGCCUCGACACAUAUGACAGGCGAUGCAAAAGCACUUUGCUGGGAAGCAGCAGAUGCAUGCAUAGUAAGUAGUUUUGAUUUACCCACGAUGGACACCAUUCACAUCGAAAUGCCAGUUUGAAAGACCAGCAACAAACACAACAGACGCCGAGACCGCCCCAGCCACCCCCAAAGUCAACAUUCAUAUUAUUUUUCUGUUGCGAGAGUAGCACUUGUUUUAUCUUUGUACAGUGAGGAAUACUGCCUUCAAUAAAUACCUUUAUGUACA